Messenger RNA from Malania oleifera, 4294 nucleotides. RefSeq lists its product as uncharacterized. Gene Ontology annotation, molecular function: protein binding; histone acetyltransferase activity. Gene Ontology annotation, biological process: transcription initiation at RNA polymerase III promoter. The transcript is spliced from 20 exons. Bases 276 to 3554 code for a protein of 1092 amino acids. Gene Ontology annotation, cellular component: transcription factor TFIIIC complex. The record is from RefSeq and is a predicted model, not a curated record. Lineage: Eukaryota; Viridiplantae; Streptophyta; Magnoliopsida; Santalales; Ximeniaceae.
ACCUUAAUUGUUCUUCUCACAGAAACGCAACGCAGCCGAGGGGAUUCGAACUAGGGUUUCUCUCUCCACUUGUCCCUCCUUAUCGUCUCUUUCCCGUCCUUAAAACAUAAAAAAAUCCGUAAUCCAUCUCGAAACGCAGUCGACAGGGUUUGAUCCCUGGAUCGCCCUCUCAUUUUCCCUCCAACUUCCCAAACAACCUUCCAAACACACACAGAGACACCAUUGGAGCUUGGCGAGCUCUGUACAGUUCUUCGGUUUCAGUCAAUUCCCGCACAAUGGUCUCCUCGCGGUUCCGAGCCGUUCCGCUGGUGGCCUCUCCUUCUUACCCCAACUCCGUCGCCUGGUCGGACGAGAACUUGCUCGCCGUCGCCACUGGUCACUUCGUCACCGUACUCAAUCCGGCAAUGCCUACUGGACCUCGAGGUCUGGUCAUGAUUCCUUCAACAAGCAGACCUUUUCCGAUUGGAGUGAUCAAAAGAGAAGAUUUACUAUCUGGCUGCUUGUUGUCUACUUGUUUAUCGAGGGAUUGUCGUCCUUUGGCUAGAUCAAUUUCAUGGUCUCCUCUUGGAUUUGCUCCUAAUGGAGGGUGCUUGCUUGCUGUGUGCACCACAGAAGGACGCGUGAAGCUUUACCGUCCACCAUUUUGUGAGUUCAGUUCUGAGUGGGUUGAGGUAAUGGAUGUUUCUGAUAUGCUAUGUGAGUAUCUUGCAAAUGUCAAUUUUGGGGAGUUAGGCAGUCCUUCCUUGAAAUCUUCUUUUAAAGAAGCAACUGAACCCUGUAUAGAGUCUGAAUGUGUGGAUGAUUUGCCAAUCUCUGCUCUAAGAAAGAAGUCUAAGGGAAGAAGAGCUAAUGAAUUGGGUGCAAUUAAUGAGGAUUUGGAAACUUCAGAAGGUCAAUUUCUGCAUCCUGGAACUUCCUCUUCCUGUCAAACUGAAAAUUUUUUUACUGCAGUAGCAGAAGAAGUGGUUUUCCCAUGCUCAAUUUUGAAAGAGGGUUCAUCAGUAGAGGUUCUUAGGCUGGAUGGUUCCCAACGUGUUUGGGUUGCUGGUGUUUUGGAGCACUUGACUGGUGUAAAAGCUCUAGUUGCAUUCCCAGAAACGAAUGGGAAGCAAGAUGGACAGGUUGAAAUAAAUCUAGAAUUUGACGAAAUUUGUGAAUCAAAUAUUCUUAAAGAUUCAAUGGCUAAUUUAGAGAACCACUCUCCAGAAGUUCGCCCUUCCAUGCACGUGGGCAAUCUUCCAGAAGAAGUAAAGUUGGCUAAUUGUGAUGGAGUGGGGAAUAUCCUCCAAAAUGGACAAGCAGUGGAAGCUUGGACAAAUGAUAGGUGGAUUGAAGGCUUAUUUAUGGGUUUUGAUGAGGGUGGUGUUCUGGUGAAAUUUCAUGGGGAGAUUGGUUCUUCCAUACUAAAUGCCAACUCUGUUAGAAUAGCACCAGUGUGGAUUAGCCAGAAAAAAUCAUGGCAGGUCAUUCUUGUUAAGAUUGAAAUGAAAGGAGAGGAGUUAUGUGAGGUAGUUGAGAUGGAAUCCGAGAAUAUGAAACACAUUAAUCCUUAUCAAAUUGUUCCUGUGUCGAAGUCUAAAGUGAAGCCUCAAAAGAAAAUACCAGAAAACUGCAUUUUUCCACAAAUAACUGCAGCUCAAUAUGCUUCUCGCAGUGCAAUGUUAUCAUCACUUGUCGCUGUCUGGUCACCAGUGUUGCAGUUACCAUCUGAAAUUGGUCCAGUUCCUACCAGUAAUUCAUCUGAAUUCUGUUCUCUGCUUGCAGUAGGAGGGAAGUCAGGUAAAAUAUCAUUGUGGAGAGUCCAUGGCCCACAAUGCUAUUCUAUUGGGCAAGGCACGGUCCAUGAUGCUGCAAUGCUGGUUGGACUCCUUCAAGCACAUGAUGCAUGGAUUACUGCAAUUGUUUGUGCCUCACUUGCUUUGACUGCAUCAAUGCCUCAGGUUCUGCUGGCUACUGGGAGCUCUAACGGCAGUGUGAAGAUGUGGCUGGGCUCUUGUGAGGAAUUACUGAAGUCAUCAGAAGUUAACUGUGCUCCUUUUGUCUUAUUGAAUGAGGUUUCAUCCAUUGGUUCUGUCCCAGUCUCUGUGCUGUCACUAGCUACGCCUGUACAAUACCAGCACAAGAUAGUCUUAGCGAUUGGCAGAGUAUCCGGAUCUUUUGAAGUAUGGAUUUGUGACUUGUCAACUGGAAAUUUUGAUAAAGCAGGCUCAUAUGAUGUGCAUGACCAUGUUGUGACAGGUUUAGCUUGGGCUUUUGAUGGAAUUUGUUUGUACAGCUGCAGCCAGGAUAAUUCUGUGCAUAGCUGGAUUUUACAUGGGAAGUCCCUCCUUGAAGCACCAAUUCCUUCAAAUACUCUUGAUGUGAAGAGCUCCAUUGAUAUUCCAAAUGCAUCUGAUUCAUGUUUUGGUGUGGCUAUAUCUCCUGGAAAUCUGAUAAUUGCUCUGGCUCGUAGUUUCGAUAGUGAUCUAUUGAACCCAAUGUACCAGGCUAGGAGCAUGAAGGGUGCUGUUGAGUUCUUCUGGACUGGUGGGCAGCAAUUAGAUAUUUUAUCAAACAAAUACCUGGAGCUUGGUAUUGGAAAUUUUCCAGGUUUUUCUGAGAAGGAAUUGGCAUAUUGGGAGCACAAUGUAUUGUGGUCUUUGAAACGAUUUCAAAACGUGGACAGACCUCUGGUUGUUUGGGAUAUCAUGGCGGCAUUAAUGGCUUUCAAGCAAUGUGUGCCAAAAUAUGUUGAACAUAUACUGUUUAAGUGGCUAUCAGCAUCUUAUGUAGGGUCCCACUUGUGCCUUUCUACUGAAGAAAUCUUGUCCCAUACGUUUAGAUUAUUAUCAAAAAUUACUUCCCGCCAGUUGCAUCUACUCAGUGUUAUCUGUAGACGUGUAAUGUUAUCAGCGAUCAAAGAAGACACAAAUAACAGAAGACAGCAGAAUUUAGUUGGAAUUUAUGGUGUUGAAGAGUUGGGGAGGAAGCUACUUUUGGGCUGUGAGACAGAACUGCGAGAAAGGCUUGUUGGUUUCAGUAUUUCUUCUGCUUUAUACCAUGCGUCCUGUUCGGCCUCAAAUAUUUCUAGAGCUGGAUACUGGCAUCCUGUUGGUUUAGCGCAAAUGGAGCAGUGGGUUGCCCUAAAUCGUCCUCAUGUGCAGGAUAAACUACAAUUUCUUGCAUCUGAAGUUGGAAAGCUUGUAGGGAGCAGGCUCCAACCAGUUUGCGAUUAUGUACCUGAAGAGCAAUGCAGCUACUGUUCAGCAUCAGUCCCAUUUGAAUCUCCCGAAGUUGCUUUCUGCCAAAAUGGUCAGAACCAUAAAUUAGCGCGAUGCGCUGUUUCCAUGCGGGUUUGCCCAACAACUCCCUUAUGGUUUUGCAUGUGCUGUCAAAGACGAGUGUCGGAACUGGCACCCGAUGCUCUCUUUUCUAUGCCCAAAUACCCUUCGGAUUUGAAGUCUUCAAUUGAGGCUUCUACCCUACAAGUACUCCCAAAGCCCUUGUGUCCUUUUUGUGGGGUACUGCUACAAAGACUGCAGCCAGAUUUUCUACUCUCCGCAGCACCUGUGUGAACUUGACAUCUUCCUGAAAUCAUAUGUUGUAUAGCUUAACAAAAAAAAAAAAAAAAAAAGGAAAAGCUGUUUAUAAGAGUGCGACGAAGAUUCACUGGAAGCUCUGAUGAAGCAUUUGCAGAUAAUGUUGUUGGUGCCCGGAAGAAGUGAUGAAAUAAAUUUUAAUAGCCCUGUAUAUUCCUGCAAGAAAAUAAUAUAUUUGAUUUAGUACCUAGGAAAUGAACAUGCAUUUCCAGAGCAGCAGUGUAUUGUUUUAAUUUAUUCGCUGGUAGUACUUAAUCCAACUUGGGCAAGGUGGUCUGUUCACUACAGCUGGUGCGGUUUCAAAAUGAUGUCGACAGGUAUUGGGGACAAAAAUUUCAUCAUCCAAAGCAUGGUAUUUUUUUGGGUGCUAUAUGUGAAUAAUUGAUGGGAAAGGUAUUGCACUGUCAUGGGUGUCAUUUUCUUAUGCCAGGCUCCGUUUGGUAAUGCUCUAUGGUUUCAUGAAAAUUGGUAUUGGGAAAUCACAACACACAUGAUGCUUGAGAGAUGAUCCUGAAUCCAAAUUUGUGUGGAUUGAAAUGAAAUUUAGUUUAUAGUGACCUUUAGUGAAGAGGCUGGUUGCUAAAUGCAUUUGAAAAAGCUAUUGUGGUUUAUUAUAACAUUGUGUUUGGAUUUACGAUUUUUGUGAGUUUAGAUAAACUUUGAUAUUGUUUUUAUAUUCUCUUGUCUAAAUUAAUUGAAUUCAAAUUCAAUAUUUU